Molecule: messenger RNA, 5411 nt
Organism: Dipodomys spectabilis (banner-tailed kangaroo rat)
Lineage: Eukaryota; Metazoa; Chordata; Mammalia; Rodentia; Heteromyidae
Gene: Cntn1
Product: contactin 1
Exons: 24
Coding region: 165-3221 (1018 amino acids)
Biological process (GO): brain development; cell-cell adhesion
Molecular function (GO): cell-cell adhesion mediator activity
Source: RefSeq, a predicted model, not a curated record
UGUGGCAGAGCUGGCCCUGCAUUUAUUCAAAUGGACAAUUUGCAAUAGAUAUUAUACCCAGAACGGAACUGUGCCUAGUCCAAUAGAUGAGGUGUUUAAUAUCGUCCAACUGCCAUAAAGCAACAGCUUCUUUUUCCUCUUCAGAAAAUUAAACCAAACACAAGAUGAAAAUGUGGUUGCUGGUCGGUCCUCUUGUUUUAUUAUCUUUUACAACUUGUCUAGCAGAGUUUACGUGGCACAGAAGGUACGGUCAUGGAGUUUCUGAGGAAGACAAGGGAUUUGGCCCGAUCUUUGAAGAGCAACCAAUCAAUACCAUUUAUCCAGAAGAAUCUCUGGAAGGAAAAGUCUCACUCAACUGCAGGGCAAGGGCCAGCCCUUUUCCAGUUUACAAGUGGAGAAUGAAUAAUGGGGAUGUGGAUCUGACAAGUGACCGGUACAGCAUGGUGGGUGGGAACCUCGUCAUCAACAACCCUGAUAAGCAGAAAGACGCUGGCAUAUAUUAUUGCUUGGCCUCAAAUAACUACGGGAUGGUGCGGAGCACAGAGGCAACACUGAGCUUUGGGUAUCUUGAUCCUUUCCCACCUGAAGAACGUCCUGAGGUCAAAGUGAAAGAAGGGAAGGGAAUGGUUCUCCUCUGUGAUCCUCCCUACCAUUUUCCAGAUGAUCUUAGCUAUCGCUGGCUCUUAAAUGAAUUUCCUGUCUUUAUCACAAUGGACAAACGAAGAUUUGUGUCUCAGACAAAUGGCAACCUCUACAUUGCAAACGUUGAGGCUUCUGAUAGAGGCAAUUAUUCCUGCUUUGUAUCCAGUCCUUCUAUUACCAAGAGUGUGUUCAGCAAAUUUAUCCCACUCAUUCCAAUCCCUGAACGAACAACAAAACCAUACCCAGCUGAUAUCGUAGUACAGUUCAAGGACAUAUAUGCACUAAUGGGUCAAAAUGUGACUCUAGAAUGUUUUGCACUUGGAAAUCCUGUUCCUGAUAUCCGAUGGAGGAAGGUGCUAGAACCAAUGCCUAGCACUGCUGAGAUUAGCACCUCGGGAGCUGUCCUGAAGAUCUUCAAUAUCCAGCUAGAAGAUGAAGGCAUUUAUGAAUGUGAGGCUGAGAAUAUUAGAGGGAAGGAUAAACACCAGGCAAGAAUUUAUGUUCAAGCGUUUCCAGAAUGGGUAGAACAUAUCAAUGACACAGAGGUUGACAUAGGCAGUGAUCUCUACUGGCCUUGCAUAGCUACCGGAAAACCCAUCCCUACCAUCCGAUGGCUGAAAAAUGGAUAUGCGUACCAUAAAGGGGAGCUGCGACUCUACGAUGUGACUUUUGACAAUGCUGGCAUGUAUCAGUGCAUUGCAGAAAACACUUAUGGAGCCAUCUACGCCAAUGCUGAGCUGAAGAUUCUGGCUUUGGCUCCAACUUUUGAAUUCAAUCCAAUGAAGAAGAAGCUUCUGGCUGCUAAAGGAGGAAGGGUGAUCAUUGAGUGUAAGCCCAAAGCUGCACCAAAACCUAAGUUUUCCUGGAGCAAAGGAACAGAAUGGCUUGUCAACAGCAGUAGAGUCCUGAUUUGGGAAGAUGGGAGCUUGGAAAUCAAUAAUAUUACAAGGAAUGAUGGCGGUGUCUACACGUGCUUCGCAGAGAAUAACAGAGGGAAAGCUAACAGCACCGGCACCCUUGUAAUCACAGAUCCCACCCGGAUCAUCCUGGCUCCCAUUAACGCUGAUAUCACGGUUGGAGAGAAUGCCACCAUGCAAUGUGCAGCAUCCUUCGACCCCAGCCUCGACCUCACCUUCGUGUGGUCCUUCAACGGUUAUGUGAUUGAUUUCAACAAGGAGAAUGUGCACUACCAGAGGAACUUUAUGCUGGAUGCCAAUGGAGAACUCCUCAUCCGAAAUGCCCAGCUCAAACACGCAGGAAGAUACACGUGCACCGCCCAGACGAUUGUAGACAAUUCUUCAGCCUCAGCUGACCUUGUUGUGCGAGGUCCCCCAGGUCCCCCAGGUGGUCUGAGAAUAGAAGACAUCAGAGCCACUUCUGUGGCACUUACUUGGAGCCGUGGUUCAGACAAUCACAGUCCUAUCUCUAAGUACACUAUCCAGACAAAGACCAUUCUUUCAGAUGACUGGAAAGAUGCAAAAACAGAUCCCCCAAUUAUUGAAGGAAACAUGGAGGCCGCAAAAGCAGUGGAUUUAAUCCCAUGGAUGGAGUAUGAAUUUCGUGUGGUAGCAACCAAUACAUUGGGCAUGGGAGAGCCCAGUUUACCAUCAAACAGAAUUAAAACAGAUGGUGCUGCACCCAAUGUGGCUCCAUCUGAUGUAGGCGGUGGGGGUGGAAGCAACAGGGAACUGACCAUUACCUGGGCGCCCUUGUCAAGAGAAUACCAUUAUGGCAACAAUUUUGGUUACAUCGUGGCUUUUAAGCCAUUUGAUGGAGAAGAAUGGAAAAAAGUGACAGUUACUAAUCCAGACACUGGCAGAUACGUCCAUAAGGAUGAAUCCAUGAGCCCUUCUACUGCCUUUCAAGUAAAAGUUAAAGCCUUCAACAACAAAGGAGAUGGGCCGUACAGCCUCAUAGCUGUCAUUAACUCAGCACAGGAUGCUCCCAGUGAAGCCCCUACGGAAGUCGGUGUCAAAGUCUUAUCCUCUUCUGAGAUUUCAGUUCACUGGAAGCAUGUUUUAGAAAAAAUAGUAGAAAGCUACCAGAUUCGCUAUUGGGCGGCCCAUGACAAGGAAGCAGCAGCACACCGGGUUCAAGUCCCCAGCCAGGAGUAUUCAGCCAGGCUGGAGAACCUCCUGCCCGACACUCAGUACUUUGUGGAAGUCGGAGCCUGCAACAGUGCUGGGUGUGGACCUUCAAGUGAUGUGAUUGAGACCUUCACCAAGAAAGCACCUCCCAGCCAACCACCAAGGAUCAUAAGUUCCAUAAGGUCCGGUUCACGUUACAUCAUCACCUGGGACCACGUGGUUGCACUGUCCAAUGAGUCUACUGUGACAGGAUACAAGGUCCUCUACAGGCCUGACGGGCAGCAUGACGGCAAGCUGUACUCCACGCACAAGCACUCCAUCGAGUUGCCCAUCCCCCGCGAUGGAGAGUACGUGGUGGAGGUUCGAGCACACAGUGACGGGGGAGAUGGAGUUGUGUCUCAAGUAAAAAUUUCAGGUGCACCCACCCUGUCUUCAGGCUUUCUUGGCUUACUGCUGCCUGCCCUGGGCAUCCUUGUGUACUUGGAAUUCUGAAUGUGGCGUGUGUGCCAUCUGCCAUGGUCAGCCCAGCUCCGAGGACGCUCUCCAUCCUGGGAUGACCACACUUCCUUCCAGUUCCCUGCGGUUCCAUCGCAAGUCCAACAAAUCAUACUUCAACCAACUACCCAAACUGAUUGACAACAUGUGAUGACUGAGGCAUUCAGGAACCCCCUCAUCCAAAAGAAUCAACUUUAAAACAUAUAUAUAUAUAUAUAUAUAUCAAAUGAUUUUUAACUCGUUCCGAUAUGCCUUAUAAACCAUUUAACCUGAUUCUGGGACGGUUGCAUGAUUUAACCCAACGGGACAAGUUACAGUGUUCAAUUCAAUACCAUAGGCUGUGGGGGUGGGAGGGGGAAGAGGCAAAUCACCAUACACAGGUGCUUUCAAUUUAACCACAAGUUGUGACAUAGCCUAGAGGUUGAAAUGUUGAUCGUAUGUGGUAAAUGUAAGAGUAAUACAGUCUGUUAUAUUAUCCUCUCUGUCUGGGGUCCUGCAUUAUUCUUAACUGCCCCAAUCAUUCAUGGCAUUUUGAGUUCUCUUGAACAAAACCAACAAAAAACAAAAAGAAUAUAACAGAAACCUUUUCCCUUUGCUGAAGAAGUUGAAAAAUCUUGAAUAUCAAAAAUCAAAUUUCAGAACUUAACUAUCAGUAUUUCUUCUUUUUUGAUGUAAUUUUCUAAAUAUUUGACAUUUUUUUUCCAGAAUCAGUGAUAACUUUUCAGUUCAUUAUUUGAUGAUACAGUUCACGUGCCAUCUAGAGAUUGUUUUUUGUUAUUGUUGUUGUUUACUUAUAUUCUACUCUGAAGUUAUUUUGUGUUUUUCUUUUCAUCAAUAUCAAGCCAUCAAUACACAACAUAGGGCCCCUAUCUGGAAUAGCAUCACCUUGCUGUAUUUAUUCAUAUGUGGAAUGAUGAAUUUUGAGAAAUAGAGUGCUUCCAUUUUUUAAAAUUGAAAUGUGACAGUCUUUAUAUAGUUAGGAACAAAUAAAUGACAGUUAGUGAAUAUUAGAAUUACAGAAUAAUAUUCUAGUAUCUUUGUUUUGUGCCUCAUUCCUAAAGUAAAAUCUUUCUUUAUUGAAGGUACAGAAUCAAGAAGUCGUCAUCUGUAGGCUGAAAAAGCCACAGAAUUUCUUUUAUUAAAAAUAACAAAUUUGAAGCUCAUUUCCCAUUAUAAGGCAAUACUGAAAACUGGCUAAAAAUACCAAACCAAUACAUUGUGUAUGGUACUAUGAAGAAUAUGCAGAAAAGGAAAGGCCAGGGAGAGACCGUUUUUUUGUCUGACAGUGUCUCCCAAGCAUUGGUGCUUCAGGUUUUUAUAAAUUGUGAAAAGGAAAAAUACACACACAUUUUGUCAUUCGCCAUGGUGUGCAUGGAAAUGUGUUUGAGCGUGGAUGAGGAAGAAUUCGGGUAAUAAAGAAUUAGCUGGCUGGUGAAAGAGUGCAAUAUAUGAGAGGUAUAAUCCUAUUUUAUUAGCACAACCUUGGGAGCUAAUUAAAGAUAGAGUUUAUCUUUUUAGAAAGGAUUACCUUAUAGGUUCUUAAAAAAAUAUUUACAAGAAGCAAACUAGAUCUUUUACAACUUUACCCCUUAUCUUUAAUUUGUAUAAUUUUUGUACUAUAGAGCUAUGUGUAAAUGUUUCAGAUCUUCCUUAUGAAAAAAAUCUCAAUAAAUAUUUCAUUUUCAUUUACAUAUUUAACUCUUUGUUAUAAAAUGCCAACUUUUUAAAAAUCCUUGAAAUGGAUGAUUCCCACCGCCUCCCCACCCCCAGUGGAAGUAGGCUAACAAUCCUAAAUCAUUGCCAGAUUUCAUUAAAUAGUUAAUUAUUUGAAAAAGAAAUGAAUGACUUCAUACUUUUGUGAAACAAAUAUUCUGGUAAAGCCUUCUGUACAAAUGUUUGUGUUUUCAUUGCUACAUUUUGGGGUUUUCCUUUUACAAAGCAACCCACGUUGGGCAUUUUUUAAUAUAUAAUCAACAAUGACAUCUUUUGCCAAGUGCAUGCCUGCCUUUAUUUUUUAAUGUAUGGUAAUAAAGAGCAAAACUGGGUAGAUUUUUGCAUGAGCUGGUUCAGAAAGGUAAGAAGAAAAUAGAUAUUGGAGAUCUAGUUUUAAGUUUCUGACAGAUGAAAUAGGUUAAAAUCUCUCAUGCCCCGAACAUGGAAGCUUCCCAUUUCCUUCACCCCAUUGUG